This is a messenger RNA of Sphaeroforma arctica JP610, 1303 nucleotides long. RefSeq lists its product as hypothetical. NCBI's taxonomy places the organism in Eukaryota, Ichthyosporea, Ichthyophonida. The record is from RefSeq and is a predicted model, not a curated record. Gene Ontology annotation, molecular function: protein dimerization activity; DNA-binding transcription factor activity. The transcript is spliced from 6 exons. Gene Ontology annotation, biological process: positive regulation of transcription by RNA polymerase II. Gene Ontology annotation, cellular component: RNA polymerase II transcription regulator complex. Bases 184 to 1125 code for a protein of 313 amino acids.
CAAGCAUCAAAUUACGCAUACACGCAUCUUCUGUAAGCAAAUCAUCGUGCUAUUUACUUGUUAGCAACACUUUCUAAUUUGGUCUCACCCGAAAGUGAGAACGCUUAAGUCUACAAACUACGUUCGGAUGCUGCUUUACGGCUUAAACUUAUAACAACCGCCAGACCUCCACCCGGUUCAACGAUGACGUCUCCAAUCGAUGGUUUGCUCUUGGCGGCAGAGAUAAUUGAAAGGGGAGCUGGCGAAAUUGGAGACAAUCGGGCACAUUUCGAGAGAAGUCGGUAUUCAAUCUCUUCAAUUGAUUCUGAAUAUGAUUAUGGGCUCCGUCCGACGAUGUAUAAAUCACUCACAGCAGGAUACAAGAGGACAGUGAAAAGUAGGGAAACACAUAAUCUUCUCGAAAAGAAUCGGCGUGCGCAACUAAAAUCGUGUUUUAGCUCGUUACAAGCCGCGUUACCCUCGAAGGUGGAUCAGAAGUUGUCGACAGUUGCCAUUCUCGAACAGGCUGCAGAACACAUAGUUCAAUUAAGAACAGUACAUUAUUCAGUACUGCAAGAUCUGGAGCUACAACGACAGCAUCGACAGCAGCUUGUAUCGGCACUAGAGGAGAAGGGUGUGUACGUCAGAUUGCCAGAAGACAGGCCUCUUGGUCCACGUCCGGGGGCAAAACGGUAUUACAGUCAUUCCGAUGCAGUGAGUCUUGAACAAAUGGAGGGCGUUGAUGGCGUCUCCGAUCGUCGACUACAUCGCUUCAGUAUAUGCGAGGAACCUGAAAUGGACGAAGAUUAUUGGGAUAACACCAAUUUCGAACAUCGCAAUAGUACAGAAGAAGAAUUUUGCAAUCAGACAUCCCCCAUCACCAUUCCAGCUGCGCAGCCACAGGAAAACACCCGCUAUGCCCUUAUCUCAUCAAGCGCGACCACGCCUAGCCUAACGAUGGAGAACACAUUUAGCUCUCGAAGUUGGAGCGGGUCAAAAUCACAAUCACCCCAAAUGGAAGAAGCUAUCAAAGAGGAGGUGUCGGUACGGAAGGACGAUCAAAACUACCAUAGAAAUGAUCAUGGCACUGUGAGCGUUAAAUCUGAAGGCGACUAUUUCAUCCCAACUGAUAUGGCGGAAGCCUAAAUUUGCACUUAUCACCUGAGGUGAAGCUGCUCUGUGCUGGUGGAAUUCAAAUAGUCAACAACCUCUCAGUAAAGGGGGAAUAUGAUUCCAGAACUUAGUGGUAAAAUAUAUAGGGGUAUGUAAAUUAUAAAGAGCAUAUUCGGAGGUCAAUACACAAAACUGUAUUGAAGUUAUCGUG